Messenger RNA from Nothoprocta perdicaria, 1570 nucleotides. RefSeq names its product activin A receptor like type 1 (gene ACVRL1). The transcript has 8 exons. Gene Ontology annotation, cellular component: BMP receptor complex; plasma membrane. Bases 1 to 1449 code for a protein of 482 amino acids. Gene Ontology annotation, molecular function: ATP binding; transforming growth factor beta receptor activity, type I; SMAD binding. NCBI's taxonomy places the organism in Eukaryota, Metazoa, Chordata, Aves, Tinamiformes, Tinamidae. The record is from RefSeq and is a predicted model, not a curated record. Gene Ontology annotation, biological process: protein phosphorylation; BMP signaling pathway; transforming growth factor beta receptor signaling pathway.
AUGAGGCCGCUGCGGCGGGCAGCGCGCGGGGCCGAGCUGCUGUGCGCCUGCGACGUGCCGCACUGCACCGCGUCCACGUGCGCAGGCAAGGUGUGCUUCGUGAGCAAGAGCCGGGAGCAGGGCCACGUGACGCGCAGCCGCGGCUGCUUCUCCCGGCACCUGCUGGAGAACUGCCGCGGGCCCGUCAUGGAGCACUUCGGCACGCGCUGCUGCAACGCCAGCAUGUGCAACGCCCGCCUCGACGUCUACCUGCAAGGCGAGGAGGUGCCGGCUGCGGAGCCGGCGCUGCCGCGGCUGCUCCUGCCCAUCGUGGUGCCGCUGCUGGCUCUGGCGCUCCUCGCGGCGCUCGCGGCGCUCUUCGCCUGCAAGCUGGCGCAGCACCGCCGCUCGGCAGCGCGCAGCCGCGCCGGCGACGCCGACCUCGCGCUCAAGGCCUCCCUGGUCGGCGACAGCACCCUGGAGGACCUGCUCAACGACGACUGCACCACGGGCAGCGGCUCGGGGCUGCCCUUCCUCGUGCAGCGCACGGUGGCCCGGCAGAUCGCGCUCGUGGAGUGUGUGGGCAAAGGGCGCUAUGGCGAGGUGUGGCGCGGCGUGUGGCACGGUGAGAGCGUGGCCGUGAAGAUCUUCUCCUCGCGGGACGAGCAGUCGUGGUUCCGCGAGACGGAGAUCUACAACACGGUGCUGCUGCGGCACGACAACAUCCUGGGCUUCAUCGCCUCGGACAUGACGUCAAGGAACUCCAGCACGCAGCUCUGGCUCAUCACCCACUACCACGAGCACGGCUCCCUCUACGACUACCUGCAGCGCACGGCGCUCGACAGCGCCGCCUGCCUGGCGCUCGCCUCCUCCAUCAUCUGCGGCCUCGUGCACCUGCACGUGGAGAUCUUUGGCACGCAGGGCAAGCCCGCCAUCGCCCACCGCGACCUCAAGAGCAGGAACAUCCUGGUGAAGAGCAACCAGCAGUGCUGCAUCGCCGACCUGGGGCUGGCCGUCAUGCACUCGCAGGGCAGCGACUACCUGGACAUGGGCCACAACCCCCGUGUGGGCACCAAGCGCUACAUGGCCCCCGAGGUGCUGAGCGAGCAGAUCCGCACCGACUGCUUCGAGUCCUACAAGAAGACGGACAUCUGGGCCUACGGGCUGGUGCUCUGGGAGAUCGCCCGGCGCACGGCCGUCAACGGCAUCGUGGAGGAGUACCGGCCGCCCUUCUUUGACGCGGUGCCCAGCGACCCCAGCUUCGAGGACAUGCGGAAGGUGGUGUGCGUGGACCAGCAGACCCCCGUGGUGCCCAACCGCCUCUACUCCAACGCGGUGCUGGCGGUGCUGGCGAGGGUGAUGAAGGAGUGCUGGUACCAGAGCCCCUCUGCCCGCCUCACCGCCCUGCGCAUCAAGAAGACGCUCAAGAAGCUCGGCCAGGCCCUGGAGAAGCCCAAGCAGGACGAGUGAGAGGGGUCCCCGCCGCGGCCUUCCUCCCUGGCCGAGAAAAGGCAAAAAAAAAUCCCCAAAAGCAGCUUUUCUGGCCCGUUUUUAGAGCCUCCUCGGGCUGCCCUCACCCACAGACAUCCCA